AUGGUGAAGUACCAAUCCGUCAUGUGCCCGAACGGCAUUGUGUGCCAGCUGGACGGGCAUUACCCAGGGAGCUACCAUGACGCGAGAAUAUUCCGAGAGAGUGGAUUGUACUCUAAGCUGGAGAAGCUCGUCAACAAUGAAGAUUUCGACAUUUACGGCGAUCCGGCAUAUCCGCUGCGACCACUCCUAAUGAAGCCAUAUGGCGGCUGCCGUAAGACGCCUGAGCAGGAAGCAUUUAACUUUAGUAUGAGCAGGGUCCGGCAAGCCGUUGAGUGGGGAUUUGGAAAGGUGGUGGCCGAAUUUGCCUUCCUCGACUUUAAAAAGAACCAGAAACUUUUAUGGCAGCAGGUAGAGGAGAUGUACAAAGUGGGCACAAUCUUCACCAACUGCCACACCAUCAUCUAUGGAAGCCAGGUGUCGACCUAUUUCGGCCUGGACCCACCUCCUCUGCGGGAGUACCUGGAGCCACACAUUGUUUAA
Molecule: messenger RNA, 480 nt
Organism: Ixodes scapularis (black-legged tick)
Lineage: Eukaryota; Metazoa; Arthropoda; Arachnida; Ixodida; Ixodidae
Product: putative nuclease HARBI1
Exons: 2
Coding region: 1-480 (159 amino acids)
Source: RefSeq, a predicted model, not a curated record